This is a messenger RNA of Pisolithus orientalis, 1048 nucleotides long. Its product is annotated as calcium-activated chloride channel-domain-containing protein. Lineage: Eukaryota; Fungi; Basidiomycota; Agaricomycetes; Boletales; Pisolithaceae. Gene Ontology annotation, cellular component: cortical endoplasmic reticulum. The transcript is spliced from 2 exons. Gene Ontology annotation, biological process: chloride transmembrane transport. Gene Ontology annotation, molecular function: chloride channel activity. The record is from RefSeq and is a predicted model, not a curated record. The annotation marks the transcript as partial.
AUUUGUGUAUGUGCCUUUUGGAGAAAGUGUCAUGCAUUUUGUGCAACGAUAUAUUUUCUCCGGGAGUCGUCACGCAGCCGGAGAAUGCGCGGCAAAAAAGCUGAACCCUUCGAGGUUACAAGAACAGAUGUUCGCGUUCAUCGUCACGAACCAGGUGGUGAACAACUUUAUGGAGAUCGGGUUGCCUUACGUUCUGCGGGCUAUUGAAUCCUUCCGGAGUGGAAAGAGCUUUCGCAAUGGCAAGAUAAAGAAGAAGCGUGUUGCUUUUGACGACGAGUCUGUCGGACAUGGACAAAACCAGGGCCAAGCUCAGGAGAAGCGUACCAAAGAAGAACGCGAGUUCCUUGAGAUCGUGCGCAGCGAGGUGACACGCCCAGAAUAUAACGUUUUCGAAGACUAUGGAGAGAUGGUGACGCAGUUUGGCUAUAUUGCGUUGUGGUCGACGAUCUGGCCAUUAGCACCUCUCAUGGCGUUGCUCAAUAAUUAUAUAGAGGCACGCUCUGAUGCUUUCAAGAUUGCGACCCACGCGAGGCGGCCGAUUCCCGUCCGCACGGACACGAUUCGGCCCUGGCUCGAGUCGUUGUCGUUCCUGACCUGGCUCUCUGCCCUUACGAACUCGGCACUCGCGUACCUUUUCCGCCCUCCUGAUCACGAGCUCAGCACUCAGAUGGACGUGAAUGGGGACGUUGGCACACAUCUCCACCAUCACCAUCAUGGUCACGGACGCAAUGGGUUGGCCGCGACGAAAGAGUUGCUUGGCCAUGCGCUUCUCGUUGCGCUUCUCGCUUCGCAUGGAUACUUGCUGCUGCGCACCAUAGUAAGACGCAUACUGGAGCUUGCGAUAUGGCGAGGCAGCGAGGAGGCAAAGGAGGCGGAGAGAGUGAACAGAGAGAUGAAGGAGAAGUACCUCAAGCAGUGUACGUCGCUCACCGGAGAGACCAAACCUGUUUCUGUGGAGGCUUCCGCCGGCGUCAGAGAUGAAUGGGAGGGGUUCUGGGCAGUCGAUGAAGGAGUUGAGGAGAUUCAGAAGCUUGUGAAGGACGCAUAA